GAAUCAACGCGUGUCAUGGCGUUGUUGUGGAUUUGGAAAGGUUGCGGUGUUUCCCACAGCAGUUGAAUGCAGCAUUUAAAGUGAUAUUGUCGUCCAAGUGAAGCCGCUUCAAGGCGGCGCGGAAUGCCGGACGAGGCCGGCCCGAGUCAAGUCCGGCCGACGUUCCAACCGAUGUCGCCCGGCGAGCGUCGGCGGGCGUCGGCAGCCCUGGAGCGUCUGCGGGCCAAGCUGGCCCAGAAGGAUGAGUGGCGGCGACACCUGGGCCGCGUGGCGGCACUCCAGGACACGCUGGACAGUCCGCUCUUUGUGCACGUGCUCGCUCUGCAGCGCGCCGUCGCCCACCUCAAGGAGCAGUUGAGUACGCCACCGGAGGAGAGCGGCCGCAGCGUCAGCCUUUCCCCUGCCCCACACGCCCUGGAGGCCCCGCUUGCCCUUGGUGCCCCGCCCUCGCCCGACAGCCUGCACCGGUGGAUCGUGGCUGCCGCUGCGGGUCGGCCCAGUGAGCGCGUGAGUCUGACGCGUCCGGCCGCGGGGGGUUUGGGUUUCAGCGUGACAGGCCUCCACCCAGGAAGUGGCCGUCCCGACGCCUUCGUCAAGCACAUCCAGCCCGGGAGCGUCGCUGACAGGGACGGGCGGCUGCGUGAUCAGAUAUUGGUGAUAAACGGCCGCCCCUUGGAGGUGGGCGUGAGUCAGCAUCAGGCGCUGGCUUUGCUGCAGCUGCCCGGCCGCACGGUGGACUUGACGGUCGCCAGGGACCACCCCCCAACGGACAUGCUGCCACUGGCGUCAUUGUCGCCACCGGCCACCGCUAACGACGUAAACGCCGCUGAGAGGGCCGAGGUGGAGGAGAUCCAGCUGCUCAACGACGGUUCGGGUUUGGGCUUCGGUAUUGUGGGCGGGAAGACCGGCGGCGUGGUGGUCCGGACGCUCGUCGAGGGCGGUGCCGCUGACAGGGACGGGCGUCUACGCACGGGCGACCGCAUCCUUCGCGUCGGGGCCACGCCCACCAACGGGCUUGGCAGCGAUGAGGUGGUCCAGGUGCUGCAGGGAUGCGGGAGUCACGUGAGCUUGCGAGUUGCCAGGGACCGGGGCGCUCGGAGAACCAAAGCCCCGCCGCCGCCUGACUCUGCCCCUGUGUCGGUUGCUCCCAUGCGGCUUCUUCAGUGCCGGAGCAGCGGUAUGCCCAACCUGGAUGGCUACGAGAUCCAUGAGGUUGCGCUCACCAAGAAAGACGGACAAAGCCUCGGAAUCUCCAUCAUCGGACACAACCCCCUCAGCAGUCAAGAUGCGGUGGGCGUGUUCAUCAAGCACGUGGUUCCGGGCAGCGCCGCCCAUCACAGCGGGAACAUAAGGGUUCAAGACCGACUCAUUGCUUUGGAUGGCGUCAGCCUCCACGGUCUGACCAACAGGGAAGUUGUGGAGGUCAUGAAGCGGACGGGCCGCACCGUGCUCCUCACGCUGGUCCGCAAGAACAACACCGCCGCCUUCCAAAGGUCCCCCAACGCAGUGGAAUCUUCUUGUGGGUCACUGCCCAGGUCACUGGAGUUCAAGACUCACACUACGCAUUUGGAUACACACAGUACGAGCAGCGCUGCUGAGCUGACUCUGAAGACCAAGUGGCAGCGGAAUCUGGGUCCAAACUAUCAAGUACUGGUGAUCAAGUUGCAUCCUGUGAUUGAGGACGACGUCCAGCUGCAGAGCUCCUCCAAGCUCCAUCCCGUACACACGCUUCGCCUGGGCGUGGAGUUGGACUCAUUCGAAGGCCAUCAUUAUGUCUCCUGCGUGCUGCCCGGAGGCCCCAUGGACAAAGUCGGCGUUCUGAGACCCGAAGAUGAGCUCCUCCAGGUGAACGACACGCAGCUUUGCGGAAAGUCUCGUCGGGAGGUGGUCUCCUUCCUCAAAGAGGUGCCCCCACCUUUCACGCUGGUCUGCUGCCGACGGCCGCCUUUGUCCGAAUGCGAAGGAGAAAAAGAGUCGGAAGGACACGGAUGCGGCCUGAAAAAUUGUCACAUUUUGGCGGAUGAUCAUGCGAUGUGCCGGAAGGUGUCAGCCGUGCUGUCCGAGCUCAGGAAGGAGCAGGAGCCAGGUGAAGUCACUGACCAAGAGAAGGAACGUGUCGAGCUGGCCCUGUGGUCUUCUGAGGUGGAGGUGUUGGAGCUCCACAAAGAGGCCGCAGGAGGCCUGGGCUUCAGCAUUCUGGACUAUCAGGAUCCUUUGGACCCAGGCGGCUGCGUGAUGGUGAUCCGCUCACUGGCGGAGGGCGGUGUGGCCCAGCGCGCCGGCGCACUGCUUCCCGGCGACCAGCUGGUCUCCGUCAACGGCGUCCGUCUGGAGGGCUUGAGCCUGGAGCAAGCCGUGCGCGUCCUCAAGGGAGCGCCCCCUGGCGCCGUGCGGCUAGGCGUGUGCAAACCCCUCGCGGUUUCGGCCCACAACUUUGGCCAAGCGCGAGUGGAGGAGCGGGUAGACCUUGGCGGGACUGCUGGCCAUCCGCCAACUCUGACCUCUGACCCAGAGGAGGAGGGCAGAGAGAUGGCGGUGGACGAAGAUGAGGCAGUGACCGAGACGGCGUCGUCAUCGUCAGCCGCCGCUCAGCAGACUCAGACAGAAGACGGGCAACUUCUCGGCCAGCACGACGACACAGAGGCGGAAGCAGACUCGGAAGUCAACUCGAUGGACGCCGAGUCUCGUGGGAUGAUUGACAUGGAGAAGCGGAGGAGGCGGAGUUACAGAGGAUUUUCCAUCACCAGAAGAGUGCGCAGGGGGCUUCCGGAGCGCGAAGAGGGCGAGGGUGAGGAAACUCCUCGGCUCAGUCACUGGGACCCCCCCCGCAGGGUGGAGGUGUGCGCCAAGGAGGGCGAGUUGCUGGGCCUGAGCAUCGUGGGCGGCCAUCACGUUAUCAAGCAACUGAGGAACGGAGAAGAACUGAAGGGAAUCUUCAUCAAGCAGGUCCUGCGUGGAAGCCCCGCCCACGCCACGCGCGCCCUCAAGACUGGAGACAAGAUCCUGCAGGUCUCGGGUUUGGAUCUCCGAAGCGCCACGCACCAAGAGGCGGUCGACGCCAUCAAAUCAGCCACCAGUCCCGUGGUCUUCAUCGUCCAGAGUCUGUCGGCGAAGCCGCGGAUAGCGAGAGACGCCCCGCCUCCUCUGCGGGAGCCGCCCCCUUACAGGCCCCCCGGCCUAUUGGAGCAGGAGCCACUGCCGGCCCCCCGAGGUCAGCCAACUUUCAAAUGCAUGAACUGAAUGAAGGCCUCAUAUGAAAGCCCCACCCCCGUGUGCCCCCUUUGCAAAGUGGACCGAUCGAGCAAUCGGACGAUGACGUGCUCAAUCUUGUUCUUUUGGGGCGGCUUUGGGGGUGGGGCUCGCAAAGGCUCCACUUGCGGUCGGUUGAAUUGCGGCACUUAUGAGGGAGCGGGUGCUGUCGCUUGAGCCUUAUCGCUGUCGUAGGCGUUUCAAUCGUCACGUGACCUUUGAGGAGCAAUAAAAGAAUGUCAGCCACCGUU
Molecule: messenger RNA, 3500 nt
Organism: Syngnathus acus (greater pipefish)
Lineage: Eukaryota; Metazoa; Chordata; Actinopteri; Syngnathiformes; Syngnathidae
Gene: patj
Product: PATJ crumbs cell polarity complex component
Exons: 26
Coding region: 124-3240 (1038 amino acids)
Molecular function (GO): protein binding
Source: RefSeq, a predicted model, not a curated record